GAAACGAAGGAGACUCUAUACCUCUACCUAGGGGUAACUCAGAUGGCCGUUAGCUCGGUCUUGAUGAGGGAUGAUGGGGUCCAGAGGCCCAUUUAUUAUGUAAGCAAGGCCUUAAAUGGGGCAGAAAGUAGGUAUACUCCCACGGAGAAGGCAGGGUAUGCACUAUUCAUAACGGCGAAGAAACUCACCUCCUACUUUCAGGCCCAUCCUAUUAUCGUGUUAACUGACCUACCAUUGGGUACGGUCAUGAGGGACUCCACCUCAUCAGGAAGAAUGAUCAAAUGGGCCAUGAUGUUGACUCAAUUCAACAUCGAAUAUCGCUCGAGGACAGCGAUAAAAGGACAGGCCGUGGCUGAUUUUCUUGUGGAGAUGGCGGGUCACCAGGAAGAAGAACCGACUAGGGCUAUCACAGAGCCUUGGUGGUCCAUGUCGGUAGAUGGAGCCUCUGGAUCGAAAGGUUACGGGGGAGGUGUAGUAUUCACAACUCCGGAAGGGUUCAAGGUAUAUCAUGCCUUGAUCUUCAAUUUCAAGCUCACAAACAACGAGGCUGAGUAUGAGGCAUUGAUAGGGGGUCUGAGAUUGGCCAAAACCCUACAAAUCACAUGCCUCAGGAUCAAAUCCGACUCAAGCUUGGUGGUAGGUCACAUCAAUGGCAACAUGGAGGCCAAAGGAGAGAAGAUGCAGAAGUACAGAGACUUGGCAAGGGCAUUAUUGAAGGAUCUGACUGAGUAUGUGAUGGAGCAAAUCCCUAGGAGGGAAAACACCGAUGCUGACUUGCUAUCAAAAUUGACGCAAGGAGCCCCGGAGCAUGUGUCCAAGCUGGCCAGGAUUGAGACGCUGGAGAAAGCCAGCAUUGAAGGGUUUUCUGUUAGCAUGAUAGAGGAAGAUGGACAGCCCAAUCCAGAUCGAGUGGAGCCAGAUGAUAUUUGGAUGGAUGACUUGGUCAGGUACUAUAUGACCGGGCAAUUCCUUGAGGAUGAGGAUAGGGUAAGAAAAGUAAAGUUGAGGGCUCCAAGAUUCCAAAUGCUUGAUGGAAGGCUAUACAAAAGGGCAUUUGGCGGUCCGCUGCUGAGAUGCUUGACCAGGGCGGAGGCGGAAAGAGUGAUCGCCGAAGUUCAUGAGGGUGUCUGUGCAGCCCACCAAAUGUCCAGGACACUCGCACAAAGGAUCAUCUUGCUAGGUUAUUUCUGGCCUACAAUGAACCAAGAUUGUGAGAAGUAUGUGCAAAGGGAGGCCAGCAAACCGGGUGAUGGUGGAAAGCUUGCAAAGAAAUGGGAAGGUCCAUAUAGGGUCACAGCAAUAUUACGCCCUGGGACAUACAAGUUAGAAACAAUGGAAGGUCGGGAGUUGGAAAGGUGCUGGAAUUCCCACCACCUUAGAAAAUUCUACCGAUAGACCAAAUUGGCAAGGCAUACAUUUGUAAUAUCCCUUCGAUGAUAAAUAAGAGAUUUCUUCAAUACUUGUGUUGCUGGGUCAGUAAUACUAAACUAAUGUCUUGAUG
This is a messenger RNA of Cuscuta campestris, 1501 nucleotides long. NCBI's taxonomy places the organism in Eukaryota, Viridiplantae, Streptophyta, Magnoliopsida, Solanales, Convolvulaceae. The record is from the annotation of a GenBank genome assembly.